This is a messenger RNA of Staurois parvus, 365 nucleotides long. The record is from the annotation of a GenBank genome assembly. Lineage: Eukaryota; Metazoa; Chordata; Amphibia; Anura; Ranidae.
GCCAGGGGCGGACUGACCAUUUGGAAACUCGGGCACUGCCCGAGGGCCUGGGGUCAGUAGGGGGCCCCAUGAGAUGCCCCUGGUACCUUUUACAUAGGCUAUUUUUUAGUUUGGGCAAGGACACAGGGGCCCCAUGAUCCCCUAUUGCCCGGGGGCCCCAUGAGUUGUCAGUCCGCCCCUGGUCUCAACCACCUUCUGGUAGAAACACACGGGCGGACUGACCAUUUGGAAACUUGGGCACUGCCCGAGGGCCCAGGGUUAGUAGGGGGCCCCAUGGGAUGCCCCUGGUACCUUUUUCAUAGGCUUUGUUGAGUUUGGGCAAGGACACAGGGGCCCCAUGAUCCCCUAUUGCCCGGGGGCCCCAU